AUGGACAUGGACAGAUCUAGAGUGAUCGGCAAAAUCCUGGAAGUUUUCUUUAUUGUGUUCAUGCCACCACUGGCAGUUCUCCACUCCACGAAAGAAUGCACAAAUGAAGUUCUCAUCGAUGCCAUUCUUACUCUGAUGUUUUGGAUUCCUGGACAAUUGUAUGCGAUAUGGUACUGCUUCGUCAGGGAAUACUUCAGAAAAAAGCCAGAAUUUACACAAUGA
This is a messenger RNA of Cylicocyclus nassatus, 222 nucleotides long. Lineage: Eukaryota; Metazoa; Nematoda; Chromadorea; Rhabditida; Strongylidae. The record is from the annotation of a GenBank genome assembly.